UGGUCACGGCCGGGAGGGAGGGAGCCGCCGCCUCCGCCGAGCCCGGCCCGGCCCCGGGACCUGCCCUCGCCCGGCGCUAGGGAGCCGGGCCGGCCGGGCGGCGCGGGGCUGCGCGCGGGGGCCCCGGGCGGGACGCCGAGGCGGGGCCCCCAAGCCCCCCGCGCCGAGAACAUGAGUGAAAACCUGAAGGACUGUUUGAUCCAGACCCAGACUUCCUUAGGGGAGAUGGUAACUAUAAAGACUGAGGCCUGUUCUCCACACCGGGACCAGGAGUAUGGACAACCCUGCUCUGGGAGGCCUGACCCACAGUCCAUGGAGAUAGAGCCUAAGAAACUGAAAGGGAAACGGGACUUAAUAAUGACAAAGAGCUUUCAGCAAGUAGAUUUCUGGUUUUGUGAGUCCUGCCAGGAGUACUUUGUGGAUGAGUGUCCAAACCAUGGUCCCCCUGUGUUUGUGUCAGACACUCCAGUGCCUGUUGGGAUCCCUGACCGGGCAUCACUGACCAUCCCGCCUGGCAUGGAGGUGGUGAAAGAACCCAAUGGGGAGAAUGAUGUGCGCUGUAUGAACGAGGUUAUCCCCAAAGGUCAUAUCUUUGGGCCAUAUGAGGGGCAGAUCUCCAGCCAGGACAAGUCAGCUGGAUUUUUCUCUUGGCUGAUUGUUGAUAAGAACAACCGCUACAAAUCCAUAGAUGGGACAGAUGAAACCAAAGCAAACUGGAUGAGGUAUGUGAUCAUAUCCCGAGAGGAGAGAGAGCAGAACUUGAUGGCCUUUCAGCACAGUGAGAGGAUAUACUUCCGAACCUGUCGCGACAUCCGGCCUGGAGAGAGGCUGCGGGUCUGGUACAGUGAGGAUUAUAUGAAGCGGUUGCAUAGUAUGUCCCAGGAGACUAUUAACAGGAACCUCACAAGAGGCGAUAAAAAAUCACAGAGAGAAAAGUCAGAAAAAAAUAUGGAAAAUCAAGAGGACAUGAGAGGCCCUCUUCAGCUUACCACAUUGAAGCAAGGGAAGAGCCCUUACAAGCGGAGCUGUGAAGAAGCAGAAUCCCAUCCCCAGACAAAGAAAAAGAAGAUAGAUCUCAUCUUCAAAGAUGUCUUAGAGGCUUCCCUGGAGUCAGCAAAGCUGGAAGAGCACCAGCUAACCACGAGCACCCCACUUUCCAUUAGAAAGGCAUCUAAAUACCAGACUGAAGAUGUCUUUGAAAGGUGUGGAACUACCAUUCAGCAUAGCUCCCCAAACCUCAGCAGAAACCGAAGUGAGGGAGAAUGGAAGGUCCCCCAUAGUUCCUCUUUUAGCACAGCCAAAGAGAUGGGUCUCCUGGAAGAUGAAGAAGAAGAGCCUCUGUCACUCAAGGCAGACAGCCCUACUGAACCAUCUCUGGCAUCCACUCAAGGCAAUUCACAUGAAAUCCCCACAACUUCCUUUUGUCCCAACUGCAUAAGGUUGAAAAAGAAGAUCCGAGAACUGCAGGCUGAGCUAGACAUGUUGAGAUCUGGCAAGUUACCUGAGCAGCCUGCUCUAGCACCUCAGGUACCUGAGCUUCAAGAGUUCUCUGACCCCACAGCUUCGGAAAGUAUCAUCUCGGUUCCUACAAUCAUGGAGGAUGAUGACCAGGAGGUGGAUUCUGCCGAUGAAUCGGUAUCCAAUGAUAUGAUAGCUGCUACAGAUGAGCCUUCCAAGAUGUCUUCUGUGACUGGCAGGAGGAUUCGACGCUUCAAACAAGAAUGGCUUAAAAAGUUCUGGUUUCUACGGUACUCCCCAACAUUAAAUGAAAUGUGGUGCCACGUUUGUAGGCAGUACACAGUGCAAUCCUCUCGGACUUCAGCCUUCAUCAUUGGCUCUAAGCAGUUCAAGAUACACACUAUAAAGCUUCACAGCCAGAGCAACCUCCACAAGAAGUGCCUGCAGCUCUACAAGCUCAGAAUGCAUCCAGAGAAGACAGAAGAGAUGUGCCGAAAUAUGACCCUGCUCUUCAACACGGCCUACCACUUGGCUUUGGAAGGCAGGCCCUACUAUGACUUUAGGCCUCUUGCAGAACUACUGAGAAAGUGUGAACUCAAAGUGGUGGAUCAGUACAUGAAUGAAGGAGACUGCCAAAUCUUAAUUCAUCAUAUUGCCCGGGCUCUUCGAGAGGAUCUGGUAGAACGGAUCAGGCAAUCUCCCUUCCUCAGCAUCAUCCUGGAUGGGCAGAGUGAUGACUUGCUGGCUGACACAGUUGCAGUUUAUGUGCAGUACACAAGCAGCGAUGGGCCUCCAGCAACUGAAUUCCUGUCUCUUCAAGAACUGGGUUUUUCAACAACAGACAGUUACCUCCAAGCAUUGGACAGGGCUUUUUCCAGUUUGGGAAUCAGAUUGCAGGAUGAGAAGCCAACUAUUGGUUUGGGAGUAGAUGGUGCUAACAUUACUGCCAGCCUGAGAGCUAACUUGUUCAUGACAAUCAGAAAGACAUUACCUUGGUUGCUUUGCUUGCCAUUUAUGGUACACAGACCUCACUUGGAAAUUUUAGAUGCAAUCAGUGGAAAAGAGCUUCCAUGUCUGGAGGAGCUAGAAAACAAUUUGAAGCAGUUACUCAGCUUUUAUCGUUACUCCCCCAAGUUAAUGUGCGAGCUGCGAGUCACUGCUGCCACUCUUUGUGAGGAGACCGAGUUCUUGGGAGACAUCCGAGCAGUGAAGUGGAUCAUUGGGGAGCAGAAUGUCCUUAAUGCUCUAAUCAAGGAUUACCUUGAAGUUGUGGCCCAUCUCAAAGAUGUCAGUGGUCAAACACAAAGAGCGGAUGCUUCUGCCAUUGCCUUGGCUCUCCUGCAGUUCCUUAUGGACUACCAGUCGAUUAAACUAAUCUACUUCUUGCUGGAUGUGAUCGCUGUGCUUUCACGCCUCGCCUAUGUCUUCCAAGGUGAAUAUCUCCUUGUGUCACAAGUGGAUGACAAAAUAGAAGAGGCUAUCCAGGAGAUCAGCAGGCUUGCAGACUCGCCUGGGGAAUAUUUGCAGGAAUUUGAAGAGAACUUCCGAGAAAGCUUUAAUGGCAUUGCUGUGAAAAAUCUACGGGUGGCUGAAGCCAAAUUCCAGUCAAUCAGAGAAAAGAUCUGCCAGAAGACCCAAGUGAUCCUAGCCCAAAGGUUUGAUUCACGUAGCCGGACAUUUGUGAAAGCAUGUCAGGUAUUUGACCUUGCAGCUUGGCCCAGAAGCACUGAGGAGCUCAUGAGCUAUGGAAAGGAAGACAUGGUGCAGAUAUUUGAACACCUGGAAACAGUCCCAUCAUUUUCCAGAGAAGUUUGCAGAGAGGGAAUGGACAUCAGAGGAAGUUUGCUGAUGGAAUGGCGAGAACUCAAGGUGGAUUAUUAUACCAAAAAUGGUUUUAAAGACUUACUUGGUCACAUUUGUAAAUACAAACAGAGAUUCCCACUGUUAAAUAAAAUAGUUCAGAUCCUUAAAGUCCUUCCCACCUCAUCAGCCUGCUGUGAGAAGGGACGCAAUGCCCUUCAGAGAGUGCGCAAAAACAACCGCUCUCGCCUCACUCUGGAACAGCUCAGUGAUCUUUUGACGAUUGCUGUUAAUGGGCCAGCCAUUGCCAACUUUGAUUGCAAGAGAGCACUAGAUAGUUGGUUUGAAGAGAAAUCAGGCAAUAGUUAUGCACUGUCAGCAGAAAUGCUGAGCAGAAUGUCCUCCCUUGAUCAGAAGCCGAUGCUGCAGAGCAUGGACCACGGCUCUGAAUUUUACCCUGAUAUUUAGGAAGGAAUGCCUCAACUUCAGAAAGCUGUUGAAUAAUUUUUUUUUUAAUCUAUACUCUAAACUUUGAUAUAUUAUAUAAGAUAUAUAUAUAUAUAUAUAUAUAUAUUAUAUAUAUAAAAAACCCACACUGAAAAUUUAAAGUUAAGGCGAUGUGCGUCUGAUAGAAGCUAAGUGGAAUUUUAAGAAUGAGACAAUGUUUGAAAUUUACUGAUGUCUCCAAACAUGGCAGCUGCAGUGUAGAUGGCAACAUUUCAUUCUUCAGAAGCAUGUGCUGGGGCCAUACUCUACAUGUUGAAACGUAACAAUCUAUAAGCUAGAUGACGGGUCUCUGUCAACCUCCUCCUCCUCACAGUAGCUUCCUUUGUAUGUGUAGUUUUUUAUUUUAAUUCCCUGAUUCUCUUUUCACACUUUAGUCCAGUUAUUGAGCCAUUUGAGCCCUUCGGUGAUGACCAGUAGAUUCCUGAUUUCCGACAGAGCACCCUGGUCAUAUAUGUUGGGAUCCCUCUUGUUUUGAAUAGAAGCUUUAUUCACUUACAGAGGCUGUUGAGGGGCUUGGUUUUUCUUUUUUCUUUUUUUUUUUUCCUUCUAUUUUAGAAAAAAAAAGUCUCAGCUAAACUGUGAUAUCUCAUUCUCAGUUCUCCCCACCGGUGGGCUGUGGAGUAAGGCAAGGCUUUCAGCUCCCCUUGUGAUAACCCAACUACCAGUUAUACAUAUUAUAAUACGAUGUCAUGUGCAGACUAUAAAAUAGCAUAAUAGAGAAGGCAGGGGAAAUUUUGCAUUUAUAUUUUUAUAUUAUAGGAGAUUUAAAAAUAUAUACAACUCUUAAAACCAGGGCUGCUGUGGAAGCUAGACAGCCGAUGAGUCAAAACCCAUCAUAGGGUAGAGAUUCUAGGGCUUAAAAAUUAUAUUCUAAUUUACAUUAUUUAUACUAUGUCUUUAUAAUCAUAGAUUGUUGUGGUUUUUGUUUCUGUUUUGUUUUAUUUUGUUUUUUGAAUGAGUGAAAGAAAACCUGCUAUAGUUCUGUGGCAGGGGAUAUCAAUGCAAGAUCCAUCUUGGGUUAUAAUCAUGUGAUGAUGUCCUUUAAAGGUUCAUGUACUCUCUUGUGACCAAGGUAAGGUGUUCCACAACAUGGCAGAAUGAUGACAAAAGGAAGAAGGAACGCUGUACUUCUUCCUGUGAAAUAUUUCUUCCUUUUUUGAAAAGGGUGCAAAGUCCAGCAGAAAUUUGAAAGUGGGACUAACACUUUAAAUGAUAAGUGAGAUUUUUUUAAAAGCAAAUGAGAUCCAUAUAUUUACAUAAUGUCAAUUCAGGUUAGAAAAAGCAAAAAUCAAUAAUUAAGGUGCAAAAAUUCCACAGAUGCUAGUGCCUUGCUCUGCUGAUGUGGCAUGGGCAGCAUCAACCUGGCUGGAGCAUCACAGGGGUGAAACAUAGUUACCCAGAAGAAUCAGGCUGGCAUGUUCUCACUUCCUAGAGGGACAAGUCUUGUGCCAAGUGUUGUUAUUUGGAAACAUGGUGGUGUCAGCAACACUGAACCUUUCUUUUCUCUAAUUACCCCCUGUCCUUGGUCUUGGUGCUAAGAUAUCUCUAGAACCGUUGCUGCUAGUUGAUAGCUUUUCAUUUAUAUAAAUAUAUAUAUAUAUAUAUAUAUAUAUAUAUAUAUAUAUAAUUAUUUUUUAAACUUUUGUUUUCAAUGGUGAUGUAGCAUGUCUGAAACCAAUCUCUCUUGGAGUCACUUUCACUGCCAGGGUUCACACACUGUCUUCCCCAGCAAAUCCACACACCUCUACCUGGAUCCCAUCCCCUCCCAAACUACUUUGCCCUGAACAGAAGCACACAGGUCACGUGGAGACAUGCGAUUGAGCUGCCAUCUUCCAGCUCAGCUCCUCAAACCCUGGACAUGGCAGAACUAGUUAUUCUGAUGCAUUUGAAAAUGUAUCCUAUCUAUAAAUCAACCCUUUUGGGGUAUGGUGAGGAGGAGAGAUGAACACUGCUUGAAGUACAUAUUGCAAAGAUUCCUAUACCUCUUGUCCUUACUCUGCGCUAUAUGCUAUUAUAAUAGGACAGUUUAUUUGGUCAGUUUUGAAAGGGUCAAAAUAGACUAUGGAGCCUGUGAUAGCUGAUGGGAUGGAAUACAGUUUGAAGCACUUAACUCCUUCCUCUCUGUCUCUGCCUCACCCCAUACAGUAAAUGAAAUGCGUAUGCUAGGACAGAUGCACCAGAGUGAGCUUGGUAGAUAAUGUCUAGUGUGAAUCCAGACAGCUAUUUGUAUUAGAAACCAGGAACUGGAAUGCUUUCCCCUGAAAUCCUCAUCCAGGUCCACAAGCAAGUCAGGUCAAGACACUGUUCCAUAUCAGCAUAGGGAAGGCAUUAUGUAAUACCUGGCAAGUGAAUUAUCAUAAUAUAUUGCUGAGGGUCCGCUUCUCCCCUUCCUCUCCCAACAGAGAUUUUCUUCAGAUUAUUCAGCUUCCCAGAUGAGGAAAGCUAGACCAGAUUGCCCUCUGAAACUGUGCAGACUCAGGCAACCCCUCGUUCAGAUAUACAGGAGAGUUUCUUGUAGAGACAGUGUUCUCAACCGCUGCUGGCCUGCGAAGUAAAACACUACCCAUUUCACCAUCACAAACCCACCCAGAUCAGGUUUCCUUUUGGAAUCUGUUCUAUACCUUCUUUACCCAAAAUCUGAGAAGAUAAAAAACAAAGUCCCCCCAAAGAAACAUUGCCUAAGCUUUCCGCUGUAACUGGACAAUGUGAAUUUAGAUACUGAGGAAGUGCAAGUAAUCCAGCAGCAGGAAUAGGAUGGGCUUAUUAGUUUCUUAUUACAGUACUUUCUAACUACACUCAGAUAUCUGGGAAAUCUUCAGCAAUAGAAAUGGCAACUGUAAAAAAAGGUACUUGAUGUAAGCUACUCUGAGUUUAAGGGAAACAAAAGACAGCUUCCACUCUCUUUAUUUUCUUCAGAACAAGAGCUUAGGAGCUCCAAGGGAUCCAUCUCUUCACCCUAACAGAUCUAUCCAUUAUCUUCCAAACAGAAAAAGUUAAUUGGCCUGUGGCUCUUUUUCAGAACAGAGCUUCAGAUUCUGUGGCUGUCUUGCUGGAAAGAGACACGUGGCCAAUCCACAAAUACGUUUAUAAACAGUAAAGCUCACCUGCUUCUUGUUCAAACCAGUGUUCGUGCCACGGAAAAGCCUGUUUACAACCUCUACCCCAUCAUCCUUUUUUGCUGAUGUUGCAAAAGAAGACAUCCCUAUGCUGGAAAGGUGCAGGCCACCAAAGACUGGCUUAUAAAUGACGUUUGUGACAGUCACAUUUCAUUUUCUAAUACAGUUUAUCAUUGGUGUUACUUUUCUUUAGCUGUACACGUUCUCACUACUGGAGUAAUAUAGAUAUAUAGGGUGUUUUCUUUUUAGACUGCCUGGAAAGCAGUGGUGUCUUCUCUUGCAAAAACUACCCUACAUGGUAUCAGUGAAGUAAUGUCAAUGAAAUGAGUAAUUCCUAGUGGCUGCAUGCUGCUAAGAUCUGUUAACUGAAAAGGCAAGAGAUUCCUAGCAUUUAACUAUUAAGGAACGCAAGUAUUUUGUUCAAUAGUCAGGCUUGUGCAACACAAAGGAAUCUUCAUUGUGCUUCACAAAGCAAAUAACAUCUUUGCACAUGAUUAAUGUAGGGAGCUUUCCUUGCAGAUUUAUUUACAUAAAGAUCUGGGUUUACAACCCUUUCUCACAUAGGUAGGUCAAGGGAUUUAAAUACAACUGCAAGAAUAACCAAGGUCUACUGUAAGGUUCACAAUAUAGGGGCCCCAACUGAAAAACUGUUAUACUUGUAGAAUUACUGUUGAUUUUUAAUGCCAAAUGCUUUAUUCAUCCCCCCUUUGUUUUUCAGAACUGGUACCAAGUAAGGCUUUUCUGAAAGCAGAUAUGUUCCAUUACUGUCUUUACAACUUUCAGUUGUCUGAUUUCUUACGCAGGCCAACCUAAAGAGAAGUUGAAAGGUUCUGAUGUAGUGAUAUCUGAGUGACAGCAGAGGGUGCCAGUUCUCAAUGCUGGUGGAGAUCCAGCAUAGCAGUAGUAGUAGCACCAACAGCAGCAACCUACUGCACUGCAAUACAACUCUGAUGGGGUAGCAGGAGAUACCUGUCAUAGAUUUUGCCUGAAGUUAGGAGGGAAGCUGUGCAAAUGGGAUCAAGUUUAACUGAUUCCUCCUCCUGCUACUUCAAGCUAGGAGGGUAUUGUUUUGAAGGUGUUGCUCCUGGUAUUGUGAACAUCCUCAACAGGAAAGAUAUGAUGAUUCUGUUAUUCCUUGAGGGUUUUUUUUCCUUUUCCCUCUUACCUGGGGUAUCUGACUGUGACUAAUACACAUUUCUCCAGACACUUGAUUUUAUAUAGCUAGUCUUUGGGGGUAUUGAUUGCCAGUUCCCCCUAUGCCCUUUUGCUCAGGCUUCUCUACUCUUAUCCUGCUAUUUGGCAGAUACCCACUAAGCACAUAGCCAACUACAGGGGCUCCCAGUGGCUGCAUAAAGUCUAGGCCUCCCGGCCACUAGACUGAAUACAACAGGGACAAUCCUCAUGGAUAAAGAGACCAAAGCUCUUCCCAUAUUAGCAAAAGUGCAAGAAGAGCAGAUGCAUGUUGCAAGGAUCAUGAACCAAAUAUGCAAGAGUGUCCUUAAGUAGGCAAGUUCCUGGAAUGUUCUUUGCUUUAAAGGUUGAGUUGAUCUUUGCAUUAUCCACAUGUACUGUUUGCACAGUUGCUGGUCUGGGUUCUCAGACACUGUUCAGGCCCAGUCCAUUGCUAGCACACAACACAAACUCAACCAGUUGGCCACCAGAGUUCUUUGGGGUUACAUUUCUUUCUUAACUUAGCAUUGCUUUUUGCUUGGCCAAUGGCUAAAACCACCAAGACAGCCAGCUUGCAAACAAGUAGCAACAUCCUCUGCUUUUGCCAGAUUUUCCUCUCAACGCUAUAAAAGUAGAGAAAUGGUACGUUGCUCCCCCGACCAUUGUACUCUCAAUCCAGUAAUGCCUAUGCAAUUCCUGUCUCCUUUGGAGACAUGUAUAAUGUGUGUGCAUGUAAGUUAGUGUAUGUAUACAGUAAAUAUGCAUACAGUCUAUAUAUUGUAUAUACGCACAUCCCAGUACAUAUACACACAGUACAAGAAAUAAAAUCACAUGCCUAUAUAUCUAUAAAUAAGAUCUUAUAUAUUUAUAUAUUUCUAUGUUUUCAAUAGAUCUAAAGAUAUAAUAUAGAGGUAGAAUCAACCACCUUUGUGUAAGGCUGGCCCUGUGUUCUAGCACAAGGCACGUAACGCUGAAAUCUAAGGACUUCAGUAUAGCUUUAGCCUUACACUGAGGUCUACAUUUGUCUGUAUAGCACGUUAGUGAGAGAGACUUUGUUGUGGUUAGGACAAGGGGAUUCAUGGUGGUAUGUUCAAUAAGGUGCUAAAUGAGGCCUGUGCAGUGGUAGUUUUGGGAAUGUGUCUUGGUGAGGGAAAACAGUAAGCACCCUUGUCUUUUGACUAAGCCUGCCGUAGGUCCUGCGUAUUCACACUGGGGUUGAUACAUAUCCAACCUCUUUAUGCACUUUUCUUCCCCUGCAUGGACAGGGUUUGUUGACUUGGUGGUCCCAGUGCCAUGAAGAUAUGGCUUUUCUGCUUCACCUGGUUGACAGUCCUAGGUGGGCAUCAACAGGCUACAAGAGGGAACUAGUUUUCUAGUCACUAGUACUGCACAGUACAAUAGAGUGUAGUUAUACUCAGCAUAUUCUGUACAACAUAUCACCCAAUGUUUUAGAGGUGCACUUAGAAUAAAGAGAGACAUACUUUACAUAGUUGAAGACAGUUGUUCUCAUGUGGUCAGAUAGGAGGAAUGAAAUAUGGAUGGAGAGGGAGCAAAACAAAAGAAAAGAGACUGAAUUGGGAAUGGUAAAGAUCUGAGUGUUCAAACUCAACUGGGAAUCAUGCCUGCAGUUCUGCUAGAUAAUUUUUGCAGUCUGCUUACUUUACAGUAGACCCAGUGAAUGCAACUGUACUGUUGUUCCUCAGUGAUAGCUGUUUCAUCAGGUUCUUUUAAAGACAGCUACUUCUUAACUGUUAACUAGCCUGACUGACUGAUGAUCUAGAUAGUUUUAUUGGUGAAGGGAAUUAUUUGGUUAAGUAGGGGCCACUGUAAGUGAUGCAUAAUGGUCACAUAAGCCAACACAAAUGCUAACAUUGCUGAUUUGAGGUGUUUAGGCAUUUAACUCUUUCAUCCCCUCCCUUGAAAAGAAAACCAAGAGAAAUAUUUUCAUAUGAAUGGCAGUUUCAGGUUAAGGACAUCUUGCUGGAUCUGGGCUGUAGUUUUCAUGGAUCAGCUUUCCUGGAGCAUAUGUUAAUCUCUGCAGGAUUGACACCCACCUCUUUCCUCUCUCUGCAUCAAACUCAGAUUGCGAACAGAACCAUUCAUCUUCCAAUGUUCUCGGCUGCAUGGCGACACCUAGGGUGACUAGAGAGGUUUCUCUUUCAAAGCUAGUAGACAUGAUAGAGUCACUGCUGCUUCUUCCCAAGAGGAAGCUAUCAUACGUUCAAAGGAGAGGAAUGGAGAUCUGGCUUUACAGCACCAGCAUCAGCCUGGUAACCACUCCUUACUUUUGUUUUAAUUUUUUAUUUCUUUUAUGAGGAGGGGGAGUUCAGUGAAUUUUAGUUCUAAUGAUCGUGACUAAUUACACUGGUAUUGCAUGAGGAAAUGCUGUGUAAGCGUUCCCCACACAACUCUGUCAAUGCACCUCAGUUUCUGUCUGUUGCAGGUUUCUGUCUCCACACAACUACAAAUCCACCUCAGUUACAAACUUGCCCUUCCUGAGUCUCUCUGAGCUGUGACUGCCAGUGUGCUGAAUGGCACCUAAUAAACAUACACAGCAGAGAGAAGUUCUCCCUAGCACCCGUUCUUAAUGAACCUCAUAAAUGGUUUCCCCAUCCCCAGCUUCCUCCUUAAAUGCCACUGACAUUUUUUUUAAGCUCAGUUAGCAAAGCAACCCCCAGCCCUCAUGCUGCCAACAUAGUAUUCACACCUGGUAUUGGGAUCUUUCAUGCACUGCACCUCAUGUUGAGUAAGCUUACUGGGCUACCUGGGGGAACCAUAUCCCAUAUGCUGUAAACAUAUCCCAUAUUGUGAUAGGAGGGCUAUUCAGGUUUCUGACAUUCAGGCAUCCUCACAGACUCAUAAACAGUUUUGCAAGAUACAUAUUUUUUUACUUAAAGCAGACAACAAAAGGUCUUGUCUUAACCUCUCCCUUCCCCACAUCCAAGCACAGCCCUGCUGAACUGUUAGUUUCAAACACACCAACACACACACACAUAUACAAAAUGAGAGAAAAAAGUAUCUAAAAGUCUAUUAUUACAUAUGUAUUAAUAUGUUAAUAUCACACUCUUUCGGAGAACAUUAAAAUGUUAUUACUUUGCAGACUAUGCUUUAUAGUACCUGUGUGAAAGGACCUAGGACACUGGAUACGAAUAGAGCUAUGUUGAUAUAUCAUAGUAUGUACACGAGAACUUUCCUUUUGUCAUAUUAUCCUUGUAAUGUAAGAUGAUUGUUAAUAAAACAUUUAAAUUUAUAAGGA
Molecule: messenger RNA, 11307 nt
Organism: Alligator mississippiensis (American alligator)
Lineage: Eukaryota; Metazoa; Chordata; Crocodylia; Alligatoridae
Gene: PRDM11
Product: PR/SET domain 11
Exons: 8
Coding region: 172-3726 (1184 amino acids)
Biological process (GO): regulation of transcription by RNA polymerase II
Cellular component (GO): nucleus
Molecular function (GO): DNA-binding transcription factor activity, RNA polymerase II-specific; RNA polymerase II cis-regulatory region sequence-specific DNA binding; protein binding
Source: RefSeq, a predicted model, not a curated record